AUGCGUAUAACAAAUUUUACUCUUGAUAAAACGCGUCUGUUACCGAUUCUUACAAAAAAGUUUGUUCCACCAAUGUCUGAUACUCAACAUAAAGAACCAAAAUCCUUAUCUAAUCGUCAGUUAUUCCGUCAAAUUAUACCACCACACGAUACAUUGCGUGAAAUUGAGGCACUUAAUUUAGGAAAAUCUAGAAUGCGUAAAUCAAAUCAAUUUGGAAAAAAGCUAAGUAUUGUUGGAAAGAAAAAAUUAGAACGUAAACUUGGAAAUUUGACAAUUGAAAAAGAUGAGCAUUUAGAG
Scutellospora calospora is the source of this 297-nucleotide messenger RNA. The record is from the annotation of a GenBank genome assembly. Lineage: Eukaryota; Fungi; Glomeromycota; Glomeromycetes; Diversisporales; Gigasporaceae.